Molecule: messenger RNA, 1383 nt
Organism: Cuscuta campestris
Lineage: Eukaryota; Viridiplantae; Streptophyta; Magnoliopsida; Solanales; Convolvulaceae
Source: the annotation of a GenBank genome assembly
UUAUACCCAGAAUAGUAUACUCAUCAUUUCUACCCCUUUUCUCUAUCUUUGCUCCAAACUUACCUUAACACUCCAUACAUUCAUAAGAAAAAUAAUGGAAAUAAGUAGCAGUGCAGAGAAUGAGAGCACAACCAGCGACUCCGCGCCGGCGCCGGCGUCUUUCCCGGCGGCGGCGGUGAAGUGGCCGGAGAGUUUCUGCCGGAUGGGAAGCGGCACGAGCGCGAUCAUCGACGCCGCGGAUAGCGGCAUCGAGGCGGAGUCUUGCCGGAAGCUUCCGUCGUCGAGGUUCAAAGGCGUGGUCCCGCAGCCGAACGGCCGGUGGGGCGCGCAAAUCUACGAGAAGCACCAGAGGGUUUGGCUGGGGACGUUCAACGAGGAGGAGGAGGCUGCCCGGGCUUACGACGUCGCCGCCCUCCGCUUCCGCGGCCGUGACGCCGUCACAAACUACAAACAGCCGCAUGUUCUAUCAGACGACGGUGGAGGUUUCGAGUCCGCGUUUCUCGGGUCCCACUCCAAGCUCGAGAUUGUCGACAUGCUGCGAAAGCACACUUACGACGACGAGCUGGAGCAGUUCAAGGCCGGCGGCGGCGGCGGUGCCGCCGCCGCCGCAACUGGCGCCAAGAAAAGCGGGAAUGCGUCUCGGGAACCGCUUUUCGAGAAGGCGGUGACGCCGAGUGACGUCGGGAAGCUGAACCGGCUCGUCAUCCCGAAACAGCACGCCGAGAAGCACUUCCCGCUGCAGAGCGGCGGCGGCGGCGGCGGGGAGGGGCCGAAGGGGAUUUUGCUAAAUUUCGAGGACCAUGAGGGAAAAGUGUGGAGAUUCCGGUACUCGUACUGGAACAGCAGUCAAAGCUACGUGUUGACCAAAGGGUGGAGCCGGUUCGUGAAGGAGAAGAGUCUCAGACCGGGCGACGUCGUUUUCUUCCUCCGGUCUACCGGUCACGAAAAGCAGCUAUACAUAGACUGGAAGGCGGCGGGAGGGGGUGGCGUGCCACCUCAGCCGCCGCCGGUUCGGUACAGGACAAUCGGGUGUCUACAAAAAACCCCGGUUCAAGUGGUCCGGCUUUUCGGGGUGAACAUAUGGAAUAAUAAUGUCCGAGACGACGUUAGCGGGACUGGCGGGGAGAUCGCCGCCACGUGCGGCGGCGUGAAGAGGCUGAGGGAAAUGGAGUUGCUAGCGGUAGACGGUGGCAAGAAACAAAGGCCGAUUGAUGCUUUGUAGCCGGAAUUCAGUACAGUACGGUGUAUUAUUAAUUUAGACUCAAUCAAUUUCUCUCCUUUUUAAUUCGAUGUAUUAAUUAAAAUGUAUAUUAGGGGAUGGAAUUGGAAAUGUAACUAAGGUGAUAUUAGUACCAAAAUUUUAAAAAAAAUGUAGACAUUUUU